AUGGGCCAGCUCGUCAACAUCCGCACCCAUGUGCCAGAGAUCUUGGAUCUUCAAGACUCCAACUACUCCGCUUGGAGCACCUUCUUCGAGCUGAUGUUCCAGAAGUUCGGCAUCAUGGACCACGUCGACGGCACCGUCGACGCCCCCGCGCGCAUCUACGACGUCGAGUGGACUCAGAUCGACCACUGCAUGGCUCUACACCACCCUAACCACGGAUCUUCGCACCAUGGUCUUCAAGCGCCGCACCACCGCCUACUCUCUGGGGACAUGAGAGUCUCCGAGUACUGCGGCAAGCUCAAGAAACUCGCCGACACGCUCAACGUCGUCGGCCACCCCAUCUCCGACAUGGAACUCAUCGUCAACAUGCUGCGUGGCGUCAACUCCAAAUUUCGCUCUUCUCUUGGCAUCAUUAGUACUACGAACCCUCCACCAACAUUCUUGUACGCGCGUUCCUUCCUUCUUCAGGAAGAACAGUACCUGGAACUUACUCACAAGAUGGAGGCCGCCACUGCUCUUGUCGCUGCCGGUUCUUCAUCGACCACCGGUGGCAAGUACAAGCAGGCAUCAUCAACAACCUCUGCACCGGCCACGUUCUCCCCAUCCAAGUCCGGCUCCGACCGCAAAAAGAAGCACAAGCAGUCGGAUGGCCGGAACCGCAACAACACUAGCACAGCCGCACCCCAGCAGCCGGCCGGCCAUUCCUUCCCGUCGUGGGGGCUGGCGUACAAUCCCUGGACGGGCGUUGUCCAAGCUUGGCCCAUGCCACAAUGGUGCCCCCGCCCAUUGGUGUCAUCGGCACUCGUCUCGGCGCUCCUGCUCCGCACGCCAUGA
Messenger RNA from Panicum hallii, 831 nucleotides. RefSeq lists its product as uncharacterized. Bases 1 to 831 code for a protein of 276 amino acids. The transcript has 2 exons. The record is from RefSeq and is a predicted model, not a curated record. NCBI's taxonomy places the organism in Eukaryota, Viridiplantae, Streptophyta, Magnoliopsida, Poales, Poaceae.